Molecule: messenger RNA, 2127 nt
Organism: Scheffersomyces coipomensis
Lineage: Eukaryota; Fungi; Ascomycota; Pichiomycetes; Serinales; Debaryomycetaceae
Gene: YPS7
Product: putative aspartic endopeptidase
Exons: 1
Coding region: 1-2127 (708 amino acids)
Source: RefSeq, a predicted model, not a curated record
AUGAUACGGAUAAGUAUUGGUGAAGAUGUUCCUGUUCCUGUUCCUGUGGCAUCAAACUUAUCAGAUUUGGUGGAAAUUAAACUAGCAGCCACUGAUCCAAAUCAAACUGUUGACCCAAGUAUCUUAUUAGCAACAGCCACGGCUGCAUCAACUUCGAUAAUAACGGGUGGGGGAAAUGGGAAUGCCAUGACUGAUACCAGUAAUAUCUUGAAAUUAACUAUUGUUAAUCCUACAACUCCAAAUAUACCAACUGGAGGUGAAACUACCACUACAUCAACCACUAAAACAUCAACUUAUCAUGAAACUACAGGAAUUACCACCACUGUUUCAGAAGAUUCUUAUGAUCAAAGUUUAUUUAAAUUGAUAUUAACCGUUCAAGAAGGGGAUUCGUAUUAUAAUGCUGGUUUCCAAGUCGGUACUAAUUCAUCUUCUGGUAAAAAUGCCGUUGAUUUAAGAUUGGAUUUAAUUCAACCUGAAUUAUGGGUUAUGAAUGGGAAUGAUUUUUAUGAUUGUAAUUUCAUUAAUUCAUGGUUUUCAUCCGAAGAAGUAGUUUAUAAUUCAACUUCAGUAUAUCCUGCUGCCGUAACUACGGAACCAGAAUAUAUCGCUACUGUUUGUGGUCAAGGUGGAUUAUAUUUCACUCCAACUCCUUCUGCUUCAGAUGAUCUGAUUGUAUUACCAACUGCAACUAUCGAAGGUGUUAAAAAUGGUAAUCCAUAUGUUAUCCCUUAUAUGAAUGUAAUUGAAGCUACUGGUGUAUUUGAAACUGAUGAUAUUUAUUUCAAUACUACUAAUAAUCAUCAAGUGGUAUUAUCAAAUUUCACAUUUAUAAAUGUUAAUGAUACUAAUAUGUAUUUUGGAGGAUUAGGUUUAGCAGGUUUACCUCAAGGUAGUGGAUUCCUUUAUACAUUAACCUCAUUAGGAAUCAUUCAAUCCCCUUCGUAUUCAUUAUGGUUUAAUAAUUGUACAGAAGGUACAGGUGAAUCAUUUGGAGAAUUACUUCCUGGAGUUAUAGAUCAAAAAUAUUAUUCCGGUGAUCUUUAUGCAUUUGAAAUCCCUGAUCAUUCCGGUAUAAGAUUCCCCUCCGAUAAUAAUCUUGAUAUAUUUUCAAAUACAGCUUUAAAAGACUUAGUAUUACCUAUUUUACAAUUAGAUGAUUUAUUAGUGGAAAAUCAAUUAAAUGGUGAAACUAUUUCUUUAUUAUCAACUCCAGGCGAUUCAAUCGCUUUAAUUCUUGAUUCAAGAUCAUCGUAUAAUUAUAUCCCCUUGGAUAUGAUUGUUAAUUUAGCCAUUCAAACUAAUGCUUAUUAUAGUAAUGAAGCUGAAAGAUGGAUAGUUCAAUGUGAUGUGAUAACCGGUUCUCAAGCCACAUUAAAUUUCAUAUUUGGAGGUUUAGAAGUUCCAAUCCCCUUACAAGAUUUCAUAGUUGAUGCUAAUUAUUAUGGAAAAACUUUAAAAUUUAGUAAUGGAGAAAAAGCAUGUUAUUUAACCUUUUUACCAUCAUCAUUAAAUGGAUUUAAUUCAUUAGGUUUACCAUUCAUAACUAAUAUUUAUCUUGCCGUGGAUAAUGCUGGGAAAUCAAUUGCAUUAGCUAAUGCUAAUAGAAAUCUUCAAGUUAGUAAAAGUGCUUUAGAACCCACUGGUAAAGUUCAACCAUUCACGAUUCCAACUUCAACUGCUGCGUUAUCGAUAUCAACUUUAAAUCAAACCAACGUUAGUGCCACACUUGUGGUGGCCCAUCUGUCAAUUGGAUACAUUCAAUCGGGAUUCAUUCCAUUCGCUAUCUCUCAAUCCUAUGCUCCUGAUGUGACUUUAACUUAUUCCUCGAUUGAUGGAUCAGAAGAAUCUGGAGUUGGGGUUAAUUUAGAUAUCCCAGCUCGAUUCUCUGGGGCCGUGAUUCGAAGUGGGGAAAUCAUUAUUACUGCUGGUGCAACUAAUUCCUUAGCUUCUAAUACUACAACUUUAUUACCGGGUGUGGCUAGUGCUGCUAGUGAGAAUGCCACUACUAGUAAAAAUGGAGGAAAUUCAUUUAAGAGUAAAUCAAUGUUGAUUAAUGGUACCGAUCCUGACUUUAAACAAAUAUUCUUCAUACUAUCUUUGCUUCUUAUAAGUAUUUGUAUUUUAUAA